CCAAUGGUCUCAACAUGUUGAAUAUGGCAUUCAACAAGCCAUUGUAAAUGGUCUUAGUUUAUAAAAGAGGGAGCGGUCGAGUAGUCGUGAGAGUUGAGACAUUAACAUUGAGUAGGGUUUGACGGACGAAGAAAAUAAACGAGAGGCAAUAUGCAGGCGAGUGAUAGGUUUAACAUAAAUUCGCAACUUGAACAUCUUCAAGCUAAAUACGUUGGAACUGGACAUGCUGAUAUCAACAGAUUUGAAUGGGCUGUGAAUAUUCAACGUGAUAGCUAUGCUUCAUACAUUGGCCAUUAUCCUUUACUUUCUUACUUUUCUAUCGCUCAAAACGAAUCUAUUGGUAGACAGCGUUACACUUUUAUGCAGAAAAUGCUCCUGCCUUGUGGUCUGCCUCCCGAAAGAGAAGAAGAGUAGGAUUACUAUUGGCAUUACAAAAGGAUGAUCAUAGAAGAGUUUAAAGGACUUGACCGUAUGUUGUACUUGUACCGUACAAUCUGAUUGGGGAAACAAAUGUUGUGUUUAAGAUUGUUCCAUCUUUUUCUUCUUUCAGUUGGUAGUUGCUAAACUUUGUCAGUUUUUAUGGUAUGUAACUUUGGAAACUAGACCACGAGACAAUGAGUUGCAGAAAAAAAUAUUUUACUUUUCAUUAA
Medicago truncatula (barrel medic) is the source of this 650-nucleotide messenger RNA. RefSeq lists its product as uncharacterized. The record is from RefSeq and is a predicted model, not a curated record. The coding region runs from base 151 to 414 and encodes 87 amino acids. Lineage: Eukaryota; Viridiplantae; Streptophyta; Magnoliopsida; Fabales; Fabaceae. Gene Ontology annotation, biological process: mRNA splicing, via spliceosome. The transcript has 3 exons. Gene Ontology annotation, cellular component: U2 snRNP; precatalytic spliceosome.